Clunio marinus is the source of this 1882-nucleotide messenger RNA. NCBI's taxonomy places the organism in Eukaryota, Metazoa, Arthropoda, Insecta, Diptera, Chironomidae. The record is from the annotation of a GenBank genome assembly.
AAUUUUGCAAACAAUUUUAUAUUUUCCCCUUCACAUUUUGUUGCAAACAAAUCGAAUUAGUAAUAAACAUCUUCAUUUUGUGUUAAUAAAUCAAGUAAAUGGUUACAUCAGUUACAGAAACUGAAACUGACGACGAUUCAGUUAUUGUAGUAGCAACACCAGCUGACCCUAAUCAAACAUUGCAACUUGAUUGUUGGGAUGAAGAGUUGUCUGAAUUUCAAAAAGCAUUUUACGAGAAAGGCGUAAAAGAACACAACGACAUCAAAGCAAAAAUACAAGAAGUUGUUGGGGGAGCUCAAAACAUAUUUUCUGGUGAAAUUUUCUCGGCUUAUGAGAUUUUAGGGCCAGUGCCUGGGCUUGAUGAAUUCUCUAAACCAAUUUCAUCGUUUAAUAAAAAAGAACCGAAGAGAGACCGUGGAAGGAAACGUGAACGAGAAUCGUUCCAUGCUGUUGAUGAUUCAGAAGAGGAUGAAGACACUGUUCCCUUAUCAAAACGUAAAGCUAAAGAAAAGAAGAGAGAAAAGAGAAGUCGACAUGAAAAAGCUCCAAGCAUUACAAGUGUCAGCAAUGUGCGACCAACGGAAGCGACAGCAGUUGGGGGUCUUGUUGUUGGCACGGAAGCUGCUAAGAGGAAACCAAGUGCAGUCGUUGAUCUCACGAAAGAUGACAAAGACAUGACCAGCGACGCAACAGAAGUUUCAUUUAAUAAGUUAAACGGCAAAACUUUCCCAUCGCUUGUUGUCGUUGCACGUCCGUCACUUCGUGUCAAAGAAACAUUCAAGAAUGAUCGUUCGUCAUUGGAUAGUAAAGUGAAAACUGUGCUUAUGCAUCCAGCUGUGAAAUUCACUGAAUGGCUCAUCCAACAAGGACUUGUUAAAUCAGAACAACAAUGUCAAGUUCACAAUGGUCGAAAUUUGAAGCUUGGGAUGUAUUCGGAUGCUGGAAAGUUUCCAUAUUCAGGAGGAUAUGUUUGGAUCUCGCAAUGUUGUCCAACACGCUUUGUCUCUGUCUUCAACAGGUCAAUCUUUGAAGGUGCACCUUACGCUCCAACAGUUUUACUUAAACUGAUUUAUCAUUGGACAUGCCAAACAAACGUCACAAAUGUCGUGCAAUGGGUGAAAGUUGACAAUUUAUAUUUGAAGAACUUUUACAGUUGGCUUCGAUCGGUUUGCACGUUGGCACUUCAAACACACAUGGGAAAAAUGGGUGGAUACAACAAGAAGAUUGAAAUGGGAGUCAUUUCGUUAGGAACGACGACACAAGAUGGAAAGCAACGACAAGUUAAAGUGGAAGUUUUAGGAAUUCUCGAUCCAGAACAGAAAUUAGUGAGACUGCGUGCUGUUGAGCCGUUGUCAGAUGGAGAACAGAAUCACAAGAAAAGAUUUGCUAAAAUUUUGGAGCCUCUUGGUGAGUGGGUGUCGCGGGACUCCACGAUUCUCACUGAUCUGACUGUCGACAAGAAUGUUUUACAUCAAAUGGGAUUUAAAAAUAUUGUGCAAGUUUCACCACAAGAUCAGACUCGUGUCGCUAACAGCAAUGCCAGCAUUAUGGAUUAUUUACGUCGAAUUGUCCCUCGAAUGUUCCAAAAUACUUUAAGUUUGUUGAGUCGUCAGAUAAUUCAGCAAUUCCUCGACGAAUUAGUUUGGCGUGAACAAUUUGGAACGAGUCCAGGCCAGGCAUUUGAUCACAUAAUUACGCACAUUGCAGAGCAAACAAAAGCUGAAGCUAAGGAACCAUUCACAUCACGAUUAACAAAAGUUUCCGCUAAUCCUUAUCGUCAGUGGGUGGCAUCGCUGAAAUCAUCAAAACGAAAGUAAUUUUUUUUUUAAUUUCUGUUGUAUAAAGUUUCAAAAAACGUCAAAUAAAAAUUAAAACGAGAAAA